GAGAGAGGGGAGUGGAAGCGAAGCGCGCGCGUGUGCGCGCCAGGGAGAGGGGCGCCCGUCCCAGGCGCCGAGCCCUCGCACCGGGGCGUCGCACUCACAGCCACCCACCGGCAGCGCAGAGCCGGCGAAGAAGCGACCUCUCCAGGCUCUGGGCUAGGCGCGCUUUCCGGAGUCAAGCCUCGCCGCGGCCCGAGGCGGCUGUAGGGCAGGAUGGGCGGCUGGUCUCCCGCUCCAAUGCUGCUGCUCGCCGCGCUCGCCGCCUUCGCUCCGGCCGCCGCCAGUCCGCACGAAGACGACGACGGCCUGAUGGGCGCCCUCGCUUUCGAGGAGGAGAAUCAGACCGAUGCCGGGAAAGGCAGGAGCGGGUUCGCCGCUUUCCACAGGAGCAAUAAGGAUGCAUGGCGUUUGCCUGGAUAUUAUAUUGUGGUGCUUAAAGAGGAAGGUCUUAAACUUCAAACAGCUCGAACUGCCAAGCAUCUGCAAGCAAGAGCUGCCAAGCGUGGCUACCUAACCAAAAUCCUACAUGUGUUUGAGGAGUUAUUCCAGGGCUUUGUCGUGAAGAUGAGCAGUGAUCUGCUGCACAUGGCUUUGAGGCUUCCACAUGUGGAUUACAUAGAAGAGGACUCGUACGUAUUUGCUCAAAGUAUUCCCUGGAACCUUGGUCGAAUAAUCCCAGAGCAGUACCAAUCGAAUGAGUACAAUCCUCCCAAUAAGGGUGAUCUGGUUGAAGUUUAUUUGCUAGAUACUAGUGUUCAGAGCAACCACCGGGAAAUAGAAGGCAGAUUGUUUGUGACUGACUUUGAGAAUGUCCCAGAGGAGGAUGGUACUCGGUUUCAUCGGCAGGCCAGUAAGUGUGAUAGCCAUGGGACUCAUUUGGCUGGAAUUGUAAGUGGAAGAGAUGCUGGUGUAGCCAAAGGAGCCAGUGUUUGCAGCCUCCGAGUGCUGAAUUGCCAGGGGAAGGGCACUGUGAGUGGCACUCUGAUAGGUCUAGAGUUUAUUAAAAAGAACUUGGCAGCCCAGCCCUACAGACCUCUGAUCGUGUUGCUGCCCUUGGCUGGUGGCUACAGCCACAUCUUGAAUGCAGCUUGUCGCAUGAUGGUGCAGAUAGGGGUUGUGAUAAUUGCUGCAGCAGGCAACUAUAAAGAGGAUGCUUGCCUGUAUUCACCAGCAUCAGAAUCAGAGAUUAUCACUGUUGGGGCCACCAAUGCCCAGGAUCAACCUGCUUCCAUGGGAACCUUGGGAACCAACUUUGGCCGAUGUGUAGAUCUGUUUGCACCAGGAGAUGAUAUAAUUAGUGCCUCUAGUGACUGCAGUACCUGCUUCACAUCGCAGAGUGGAACAUCCCAAGCAGCUGCACAUGUAGCAGGGAUAGCAGCCAUGAUUCUGAACUCCAACCCUGCUUUGUCAGUCUCUGAGUUGAGGCAGAGGCUGAUCCAUUUCUCCAUCAAAAAUCUUAUCAAUGAGGCUUGGUUUCCUGAAGACCAGAGGCUGAUCACCCCCAACAGAGUGGCUGGCCUCCCCUCCAAACUCACAGCAGGUGAGCAACUCUACUGCCGCUCUGUGUGGUCAUCCAUAUCUGGUUCCACUCAUUCAGCGAUAGCAGUUGCCUGCUGCAACGGCAACGAAGAAAUGUUCAGCUGCUCAAGCAUCUCCAAAAAUGGCAAGCGACGAGGCGAGCACAUUGAGGAUCAUGGAGGCAGAAAGGAGUGUGUGGCUCAUAAUAAGUUUGGAGGCCAAGGUGUUUAUGCUGUAGGCAGGUGUUGCAUUUGGCCCAAAGCUAGCUGCCAAGUUAACACCCACUCACAGACUGCAACGGAUACAGCAGUGAGAAGUGUCAGCUGCACUAGGAACAGACAUAUUUUGACAGGUUGCAGCUCCUAUUCUUUGGAUCAAGAUUUCAGUGAAACUAUCAGACCUGUACUAAGGACAGAUAGCAACUAUGACCAAUGCAUAAGUCAGGCAGAUGUGACUGUACAUGCUUCAUGCUGCCAUGCACCUAGCCUUGAGUGCAAGGUACAAGAAUACUCACCUGUGGCCUAUACAGCAAAGGUGAUGGUGACUUGUGAUGAUGGCUGGAUGCUGACAGGGUGCAGUGCAUAUUCUCAUGGUCCCAAUACAUUUGGUGUGUACUCCAGAGACAACACCUGUAUAGUAAUGAGCAGCCCAAAUGGCAAAGGAGCAAUAGCUAUUGGCAUCUGCUGCAGGAGACGACGCUUGGAUAACGAAAAUCACAGUCCCAAUUAUAAAUGACAUUUCUACUACACUUAGGACCUGUUUCAACGUUAUGACAUGAAACUAUAGAAAACUAUCCCAUAUCACCACUCUUGUGAGCUUUCCACCUCUCCCAGUUAUGCCUGAAGAAAUUAUCCUUCAUAGGUGGGGUUCUAAGGCAAGCUAGAAAGUGACUGUGGUGUCCUGAAUGUUUAUACUGAGUACCAUAUUAAUAUAAAAUUUAGACCCUAAUCCUACCCUUGAUGCCAUACCGUUAUGUGGAGAUGGGUCUAAUGGUUAGUAUCAACACAAAAAAUAACUUUGGACCAUGAGAUUUAUCUGUACUACAGUUGUCUGCUGCACUGCUAAUACCUUCUAGAUUUUUAAAAUGUAUGACUUGGUGGCAGCUGUCAUUCUUAAACAAUGUCUGUUCAAUAUAUCCAAAUCAGUAGGGUAUCAGACCAAUAAUGUUCAUAUAUCCCUUAAUUCUCAUAUGAACCAUCCAAGGGAGCAGCUUGACUUAAGAUGGUGUGGAUAGACUCAAAAGAAUGGAAACAAGCAUAUAUAAUUUAUUUUUUUCUACUUCCAAAAUAUUUCAAAAACUUUUACAAAGUCUUUUAACAGGGUGCAGGGAUAAAGAAUAGGAGCAAGAUGUAGCAACAACAAAAACUUUUAUAGGAAACUGAAGCUUGGUCCCAGCUGCUGCUAUUUUGUAUACAACUAAAGGCAAGAUCAAUUAACGUUUUAAAUUCUUCCCUCAACACCAAGUUCCAUGUAUAUUCAAAUGUAUUUUUGAAAGCCCUGACCAUAGUUUAGAAAUUCCUGUAUUGCGUCUUCAGUGUUUUUAGUUAUUUCCAUGUUAUAGUUAGUUCCUAUGUAUAGCAGCACCUCCCAGCCUCAAUCUAGCCUACAAUCUGUUUUAUGAUUAUCCACCUCAUGCACAGGGAGCUUCACAAGGUUGUCAGCACUAAAAUAAACGAUACAGGAGCAGCCAGAAAUGCUAGAGAAAUGACUGAAAAUUGUAAAAUCUAUUUGGAUGACAACAUUCUUUCAAAGCACCAAGAAUUCAGAACUCCUGCUACAGUUUGUAUGUAUGCUCCAAAUGUAGAUCUUUAACAUUGCUAAUCCCAAAAUGCCUAAUAGAGCCCAAUCCAAGGAAUAGUUUCCAAAUUGCCUUCAUUGCUUUCUGCACAGAACAGGAACAGAAUGAUCAAUGUCUAAGUUGACAUUGGAUGUUCAGUCUUCAGCUAGGGAAGCCAUAUAUGUAUACAAGACAGUAUGCUUGCUCUGCAGAGGAGGAAGCUCCCUCUUAGAUUCUUGCAGCUGUGGAGACCAAAUUCCAUUGGCCACUCUGCCAAGAAACCCACACUAUCAGACCCAGCAGUUUAAGCUGCACACCCAGUCUUCAGGCCAAUGUUAUGUACUGGAAUGAGCCCAGGUAGUUUACAUAUGCUGUCCUGAGUGAGGCAGGUAUUACUGACAUCAAUGAAAUCAAAGACCUUGAACAAGGAGUUUCCACUGAAGAGACAGAAGGAUCUGUUUAUUUAAAGUCUGUGAAAGGGGUUGUAUUGUUGGGCUCCAAGAAUCCCACUGCCCUGAUGUGGGAUUAAUUUAAAACAACCCAAAAGUACCCAAAGCUUUUAAAAGCACUAUCACCUUUAGCUGCACCUGUGAUACUGUCAAAACAAGUAACAUACUAUCAGGAGUUUAGUUCAAAUAGCUGGGUUUACUGUUUUAAGGCACUUUUAAAAAGGCAGGAUAGUUUUGGAUACCAGCUUUCCCUCCCUCCUUUGCCUCUUACAUUUGCCAGUUGCUUGUGUAAUCAAAUCUUUAGUUGUAUGCUUAAUUACUAUGUUAAAAUAUUCUAAAUGACUUUUUCCUCCUUCAGGAGGACAAGAGAGGGUCGUGAAUGUCCAAUAGCAUGUAAUAUUCUGUAUGUUGUUUGGGGUUGAACAUGAACCAACCUAAUGUAAUUCAUAGCUGCAUAAUGUAGAGAAAAACUUUCCUAGUGUUGUAGAUUUUACCUUUGUAAUUAGAAACUAUUCUUUUUAUAUAGUACAUUUUAUAAUACUUUUUUAACAAUUAAAGAUUCGAAUGACCUU
Messenger RNA from Eublepharis macularius, 4313 nucleotides. It is a transcript of the gene PCSK9, whose product is annotated as proprotein convertase subtilisin/kexin type 9. Gene Ontology annotation, molecular function: serine-type endopeptidase activity. Bases 211 to 2250 code for a protein of 679 amino acids. Gene Ontology annotation, biological process: proteolysis. The transcript is spliced from 12 exons. The record is from RefSeq and is a predicted model, not a curated record. NCBI's taxonomy places the organism in Eukaryota, Metazoa, Chordata, Lepidosauria, Squamata, Eublepharidae.